Messenger RNA from Tupaia belangeri chinensis (Chinese tree shrew), 4273 nucleotides. It is a transcript of the gene ABCB5, whose product is annotated as ATP binding cassette subfamily B member 5. Gene Ontology annotation, cellular component: mitochondrial inner membrane. The record is from RefSeq and is a predicted model, not a curated record. Gene Ontology annotation, biological process: oligopeptide export from mitochondrion. Gene Ontology annotation, molecular function: ATP binding; ATP hydrolysis activity; ABC-type oligopeptide transporter activity. NCBI's taxonomy places the organism in Eukaryota, Metazoa, Chordata, Mammalia, Scandentia, Tupaiidae.
AUGGCAAAUUCGGAAAGGGCUAAGGGAAUGCAAAAAAAUUAUCAGAGAAAUGAAACACUACAAGAACAACUGCCUAAAGUGAGAAAGCAAGCUGUUGGACCUAUUGAGAUAUUCCGCUUUGCUGAUGAGCUGGACAUUACACUGAUGGCCCUGGGAAUACUGGCAUCAUUGGUAAAUGGAACCUGCCUUCCUUUCAUGUCACUGGUCUUAGGAGAAAUGAGUGAUAACCUUAUUAGUGGCUGUCUAGUCCAAACCAACACCACAAAUUAUAGGAACUGUACUCAGUCUCAAGAGAAGCUGAAUAAAGAUAUUAUUGUGUUGACCCUGUAUUAUGUUGGAAUAGGAGUCACUGCCCUGAUUUUUGGCUACCUGCAGACUUCCUUUUGGGUUAUAACUGCAGCACGGCAGACCAAGAGAAUGAGAAAACAGUUUUUUCACUCAGUUUUGGCACAGGAUCUCAGCUGGUUUGAUGGCUGUGACAUUGGUGAACUUAACACUCGCAUGACUGAUGACAUCAACAAAAUCAAUGAUGGUAUUGGAGACAAGAUUGCUCUGUUAUUUCAAAACAUCUCUACUUUUUCUAUUGGACUAUUGAUUGGCUUGGUGAAGGGCUGGAAGCUCACCCUGGUGACUCUAUCCACAUCUCCUCUUAUCAUGGCUUCAGCAGCAGUGUGUUCUAGGAUGGUCAUCUCACUAACCAGUAAGGAAUUAAGUGCAUAUUCCAAAGCUGGGGCUGUAGCUGAAGAAGUCUUGUCAUCAAUCCGAACAGUUGUAUCCUUUGGAGCCCAAGAGAAAGAAAUUCAAAGGUACACACAGAAUCUGAAAGAUGCAAAGGAUGUUGGCUUAAAAAAGGCUAUAGCUUCAAAAUUGUCCCUUGGUGCUGUGUAUUUCUUCAUGCAUGGAACCUAUGGACUUGCUUUUUGGUAUGGAACCUCUCUGAUAAUCAAUGGAGAACCUGGUUAUACCAUUGGAACCGUUCUUGCAGUUUUCUUUUGUGUAAUCCAUAGUAGUUACUGCAUCGGUGCUGCAGCCCCUCACUUUGAAACCUUCACCAUAGCCCGAGGAGCCGCCUUUAAUAUUUUUCAGGUGAUUGAUAAGAAACCCAGUAUAGAUAACUUUUCAACAACUGGAUAUAAGCCUAAAUGGAUAGAAGGAACAGUAGAAUUUAAAAAUGUUUCUUUUAAUUAUCCAUCAAGACCAUCUAUCAAGAUUCUUAAAGGUCUGAAUCUCAAAAUUAAGUCUGGAGAGACAGUAGCCUUGGUUGGCCCAAACGGCAGUGGGAAGAGUACAACAAUUCAGCUUCUGCAGAGGUUGUAUGAUCCCAAUGAUGGCUCUAUUACAGUGGAUGAGACUGACAUCAGGGCUUUCAAUGUGCGACAUUAUCGGGAACAAAUUGGAGUGGUCAGCCAGGAGCCUAUUUUGUUCGGGACCACCAUCAGUAACAAUAUUAAGUAUGGACGAGAUGGAGUGACUGAUGAAGAGAUUGAAAAAGCAGCAAAGGAAGCAAAUGCUUAUGAUUUUAUAAUGGAGUUUCCUAAUAAAUUUAAUACCUUAGUAGGAGAAAAAGGAGCUCAAAUGAGUGGCGGACAAAAACAAAGAAUUGCCAUUGCUCGAGCGUUAGUUCGAAACCCCAAGAUUCUCAUCUUGGAUGAGGCUACAUCUGCCCUGGAUACAGAAAGCGAAUCAGUUGUUCAAGCUGCCCUGGAAAAGGCAAGCAAGGGCAGGACUACAAUCGUGGUAGCACACCGACUUUCCGCUGUUCGAAGUGCAGAUCUGAUUGUGACCAUAAAAGAUGGAAUGGUGGUGGAAAAAGGAACACAUGCUGAACUAAUGGCAAAGCAAGGUCUAUAUUAUUCACUUGCAAUGUCACAGGAUAUCAAAACAGCUGAUGAGCAGAUGGAGUCAAUGACAUAUUCUACUGAAAGAAAUACCGGAUCAGUUCCUCUGUAUGCAACGAGUAGCAUCAAGUCAGUCUUUACUGGCCAGUCUGAGGAGCGCAUCCACCAUGAGUCGACCACACUUCCUGAAGUUCCUCUAUUAAAAGUUUUUAAAUUAUGCAAAUCUGAAUGGCCUUUUGUGGUUCUGGGGACAUUGGCUUCUGCUCUAAAUGGGACUGUCCAUCCAGUAUUUUCCAUCAUCUUUUCAAAAAUCGUCACUAUGUUUGAAGAUGAUGAUAAAGCCACAUUAAAGCAUGAUGCAGAAACUUAUUCCAUGAUAUUUGUCAUUUUGGGUGUUAUUUGCUUUGUCAGUUAUUUCAUGCAGGGAUUGUUUUAUGGAAGAGCAGGAGAAACUUUAACCAUGAAAUUAAGACAAUUGGCAUUUAAAGCCAUGUUAUAUCAGGAUAUUGCCUGGUUUGAUGAUAAGGAAAACAGCACGGGAGCCUUGACAACAAUAUUAGCCACAGACAUAGCACAAAUUCAAGGCGCAACAGGUUCAAGAGUUGGUGUCUUAACACAAAAUGCAACUAACAUUGGACUGUCGGUUAUCAUUUCCUUCAUAUAUGGAUGGGAGAUGACACUCUUGAUUCUGAGUUUUGCUCCAGUACUUGCUCUGACAGGAAUGAUUGAAACCGCAGCAAUGACAGGAUUUGCCAACAAGGAUAAGCAAGAACUUAAGUGUGCUGGAAAGAUAACAACUGAAGCUGUGGAGAAUAUCCGUACUAUAGUGUCAUUAACAAGAGAAAAAGCCUUUGAGCAAAUGUAUGAAGAGACGCUUCAGACUCAACACAGAAAUGCCUUGAAGAAAGCACAGAUCAUUGGAAGCUGUUAUGCAUUCAGCCAUGCCUUUGUAUAUUUUGCCUACGCAGCAGGAUUUCGAUUUGGAAUCUAUUUAAUUCAAGCUGGACGAAUGACCCCAGAGGGCAUGUUUGUAGUUUUUACUGCAAUUGCUUAUGGAGCCAUGGCCGUUGGAGAAGCACUUGUUUUGGCACCUGAAUAUUCCAAAGCCAAAUCUGGGGCUGCGCAUCUGUUUGCUUUGUUGGAAAAGAAACCAACGAUAGACAGCCACAGUCAAGAAGGGAAAAAACCAGACACAUGUGAAGGGAGUUUAGAGUUCCGCGACGUCUCUUUCUUCUAUCCAUGUCGCCCUGAUGUGUUCAUACUUCAGGGCUUGUCCCUCAGUAUUGAGAAAGGGAAGACAGUAGCUCUCGUUGGAAGCAGUGGCUGUGGGAAAAGCACCUCUGUUCACCUUCUGCAGAGAUUUUAUGACCCAGUGCAAGGACAAGUGCUAUUUGACGGUAUAGAUGCAAAAGACUUGAAUGUACAAUGGCUUCGUUCCCAAAUAGCAAUCGUCUCUCAAGAGCCUGUGCUCUUCAACUGUAGCAUUGCUGAGAACAUCGCCUAUGGUGAUAACAGCCGUGAGGUGUCAUUAGACGAGAUAAAAGAAGUAGCAAAGGCGGCAAAUAUCCAUUCUUUUAUUGAAAGUCUCCCUGAGAAAUACAACACACAAGUUGGACUGAAAGGAACACAGCUUUCUGGCGGCCAGAAACAAAGACUAGCUAUUGCAAGGGCUCUUCUCCGAAGACCGAAGAUUUUAGUACUGGAUGAGGCCACGUCCGCCCUUGAUAAUGAGAGUGAAAAGGUGGUUCAACAUGCCCUUGAUAGAGCCAGAAGAGAGAGGACGUGCCUAUUGGUCACUCACAAACUCUCCACAAUACAGAAUGCCGAUUUGAUAGUGGUUCUGCACAAUGGAAAAAUAAGGGAACAGGGAACACAUCAAGAACUCCUAAGAAAUCGAGACAUAUACUUUAAAUUAGUAAACGCACAGUCAGUACAGUGAUGCUGUUGAGUUAGCACAUAUUUUGAUUUUUGUGUAAUGCCAGGAAAGAGUACUUAGUAAUUACUUGGCAUGCUUUCAUCUCUUUUAUUGCUUAUAUCAAUACCUAAAAUCAUGCUCCUCAACUACAGGCAUGUUCUGUUCACACACCAUCUUCCCUUCAGAUUUUUAAAAGGAAAAAAAUGUUAAAUUCAUGUGAAUGAGAUAAUGCUUGUAUUCUUCAUUUUAUAAAACUGAUCUAGCACAUAUGUUUGUAAAGCAGUUUUCUGUAAAGUAAAUCCAUUCUCCCAUCAACUUCUGCUAUAAAAUUGGAACCAUGUUCCCAGGGGAAAAAUUAUCCAGUUAAAUAAAUUGAAAGGCUUUAACAAAGAGAGAUUAAGAUGUGCUUGGGCCUGUGGCAUUGCAUGGGAGUGUCUUUAAAUUGGAACUUUGAAAGUUGUGUAGUACCUUUUUCUCCAGAACAUAGAAAUUUAUCAUAUCUCUCUUAAUAAAUAUCCAC